CCUUGCCUGGCUUGACAGACAAGUCUGUAAUCCUCAGAUCCCAACUGUGACAUCGCUGCUUUUAUUAUUACUGUUCUGAGUGUUUCAUAUCGGCACAUUACAAACAUUCUGUAAUUUGUGUCUUUCCGCAUUGCAUGCUGAUAUUAACAGACUUUAUGCCAAACGGACCCUAGCUAACUUAUUAACCGGUAACAACACAAGGGCCAUCUGACGGUACACUGAGCUUGUUAGCCAGCUAGCUGCUGAUUCUCCAGUCGAACUGCCCUUUGUCUUUUCAGGAGUGAAGCAAACCAAGAUAGGCGGCUUGGGAACCAAGAUGUCGAACCGAGUGGUGUGCAGAGAAGCAAGUCACGCCGGGAGCUGGUACUCUGCUUCGGGAUCCCAGCUGAAUGCACAACUAGAAGGCUGGCUGUCUCAAGCACAGUCCACCAUCAGACCCGCUAGAGCCAUCAUAGCACCCCAUGCAGGGUAUACUUACUGUGGUGCUUGUGCAGCACAUGCCUACAAGCAGGUUGAUCCCUCUAUUACUCGUAGGGUGUUCAUCCUGGGACCUUCACACCAUGUGCCCCUCUCUCGCUGUGCCCUGUCACCUGCAGACAUCUAUAGAACACCCCUCUAUGACCUGAGAAUCGACCAGAAGGUUUAUGCUGACCUCUGGAAAACUGGGUUGUUUGAGAGAAUGAGUCUGCAGACAGAUGAAGAUGAGCACAGUAUUGAAAUGCACUUGCCUUACACUGCUAAAGCCAUGGAGAGCCACAAAGACGAGUUUAGCAUCGUGCCUGUGCUGGUGGGUGCGCUGAGUGAGUCAAAGGAACAGGAGUAUGGGAAGCUGCUUAGCAAAUACCUGGCAGACCCUUCUAACCUUUUCAUCAUCUCAUCUGACUUCUGCCAUUGGGGUCAACGGUUUCGCUAUACAUACUAUGAUGAAUCUCAAGGGGAGAUCUACAGGUCUAUUGAGCAUCUUGAUAAAAUGGGGAUGGGCAUUAUAGAGCAGCUGGAUCCCAUGUCUUUCACCAACUACUUGAAGAAGUAUCGCAACACCAUAUGUGGGCGUCACCCGAUUGGAGUGCUGCUAAAUGCUGUGGCUGAGCUGAGGAAGUCUGGUCUAGAAAUGAACUUCACUUUCCUGAACUACGCCCAAUCAAGUCAGUGCAGGAACUGGCAGGAUAGCUCUGUGAGUUAUGCUGCUGGGGCACUCAUCGUUCAUUGAGGUCAACUUUUUGCAGGGGCCACUGCAACGCCGCCACCCUGCCCUUACUAUCUAUCGCCAUAACCCGACCUAGACACCCUCCCUCUCACCCCCCUCCCCCAGUUAUGCCCACUAUUUGCAGGAAGGACCUAGACACUCAAAGCCAAUACAGUCUUCUUUCUGUCUCUCCCUCAGCUCUCCUCUGCCUUUUCUCCGCCAGUUUGAAGUGUGUCUCAGAGCUUUUGGUUGAAACAUUUUGCUUGAAGUGCAGUUUUGAGAUUUUGUAGGAGCAAAUGGUUAGUGGAGAUGGGAAGAGUAUGCAGUGUUUUGGCUUGGAGUAAGCAAUGAGAGGGGAAAAAUAAUCUUAUUUAGGUUUUUGCAAGGACUGUAGUCCUCUUAGUUCCCUUUUAUUUUCCUGACUAAACAGAUUUGAGUUGUAAAAAUGCAAUCUUUAUAUUUGGACUCAAUCUGUUCUCUUGUAAUUUGCCUCAGAAUAAGAAUUAAAAUAAAAUUGCAGAUAUUAAUGGAGACUAUUUAAACGUUGCCAGAUGAAAAUGGAGUGUUUUGGCUGACUGCUUCAAGCUACAUGCGAUUUAAACUUUGAAAACAGUGUCAUAGGUAAUUACUACCAUUGCUCAGCAUGUGUUGUAGUUGCUAACAAAGGGCUGCACCCAACAAAGUUCACUAACCCCCCUUACUGUACAAAACCAAAAACAAUAUUAUUAUCCUUUUAGUUUAUUAAACACAAUAUUUUAAUCAUAUUUUAUUCCUUUUUGUUUUCCUUAUUUAGUAGUUUUAGAUGUGAUGAUAUUUACUCAAUUAGUGUGUAGGUUUGAACAAAAGCCGAGUCGUCACUUGAGCUCUAAAGCCAUCAGCCAGUUUGCCCAGUAAACUAGUGUAUACAAACACCGCUUCCUGACUACAAUCCCAUGCUUUCUAGCAUGCUAGAGCCAAACUGCAGUUAUGUAGAAAUACAAUCAACGGUGGAUAUUGUGUGCGUGACUCCAUCUAUGAGACGUCCAGUCUCCGUUUACAACUCCACCCCGACUUUCUGUAGUUACUGAACUGUCAGAAUAGGAGAAAGACAGUUUUGUUACACAUUCAGCAACAUUUCUUUUUGUCUAAACAACAGGCAAAGCACUGAAGACCACAAUGACUUGCUUAAAUAAGAUCUGUACCUCUCCCCAGUGCAAUGCGUGGUAAACCUUAUCUGGAUUUUUUUUGAUUGAGGAAUGCCAAAAUUUAUUGGAAAAAUGUAAGUUUUCAUCCUUAUAUUUGGUUUACAGUUUGGAGAAUUCAUUUCAGAAUUACUAAUGAGACAGUGCAAGUGUCUCUUAGGCAAGUACUGUGCACAAGGCAAUUAAAGAUGGCUCGAGUAUUAAUAUCAGCACAAAUGCUUUCCUGGUAGUUUUAACAAUCUACCCGGUGUUGCUCCCUGCUACGUUUUGGAUUUAUCGGAAGUGUCAAGCACAAAUAUUUUAUUUACUAACAAGCGAAAUAGUUGCUGCCUGAAAUAAUUCAGUUUCCAAAAGAAUGCUACAUGCAGACCCCCCCCCCCAGUGAUUUUUAGUAGCAGUUUAGGCUUUUAGUACCAGUAACGAUAAUAGGCACACAAAUGUCUGCUGUCCUGUUGUUUAAGAUUGGAACGUCACUUUUCUCUGACUUUUGCUGCUAAAGUUGAAUAUUCCUAUUUAAGCAAAGCAGUCCUCUAACAUUAGCCCCUCCCCUCUUGGCACCAAAAGAGGCACCACACUCAGCAUUAAACUACAGCAUCUGUUCGAAUGAAGUGGGCACAGACUGAAAGAUGAAAUCCCAGAAUGGCUUGACCUCUAUUGCUAAUUUAAGGGAAACUAGUAAAGCAUGACACACUGUGCUAUUGUGCCUUUUAUCACUGUUGCACAUAUACAUAUAAAGCAUAUUCUCACUUUUAGUCUUAUUUUAGAAUGUGUACUUGAGUUUUGUUUUUUCUCACGUGUACCCUCCCCUUUGCCUAUUGCCCGACGGUGUCUCCAGCUCGCCCGACACACCAGGAAUAUUCUACCUGUCCCCCCGUCAUCCGUUGGUCUAAAAUGGCACCAACUGUUAUCUCCUUUCUCCAGCAGGGAGUGGUAUUCCUCUUUCUGCUAAUCACCUCAUUCCUGUAGAGAGAGACAAAGGCUAAACCUCAACACUGUUCAUUUUCUGUUAUAUGAAUAUUUGUUUGUCUUUUAGAAAUGUUUUUUGUAUUUCUUGUUUUGUUUUUUGUUUUCUUUUCUUGGUUUGAGAAUUGGAACUUACACGUCACAGACCUAAAAAUAUACUACUUAACUACUCCCUUAAUGGAGUUUUUUUGAUCUCAGGUUCCACUGGUAAAGCAUCCCAAAAGGCUCUUCAGAUGAGGCCGAGGAUUCAUGUAACAAAAUGAGUAAAAUGUACUGAAAAGCU
Maylandia zebra (zebra mbuna) is the source of this 3613-nucleotide messenger RNA. RefSeq names its product mediator of cell motility 1 (gene memo1). Lineage: Eukaryota; Metazoa; Chordata; Actinopteri; Cichliformes; Cichlidae. The record is from RefSeq and is a predicted model, not a curated record.